ACUUCAUAAUGUAUCUUAAAACUUUUGCUUAAGGGAAGCUAAUAAGCUAUGCAUUAGCUAGGUGAUCACGUGACCUGAGUCUCAGUUUUUAGCGCGGAACUUGGAGUUCGUCUGGAAGAAAGACAUUUCCGAUCUAGACCUAGUUGUGUGUUUAUUAAAAUAUUUGCGUUUUCUUUUAUCUGCGCGAUAAACGUGUUUGACGCGGCGAUGAAUUUACUGUUUAAUAUCAAAAUAAGCCCUUAACAUAACUUAUGAACUUUGUGCGGUAGCUGUGUGUUUACGCCAGUGCGUGCAGUUGUUCAUCGGAUACAGUCUACUGGUACGGUGUUCUGUACAAAACAACAGUUCUCCCACAUUAUUGGAUCUGUUGGUUAUUGUGGGAUUAAAUGGAGUCAGUACCGACUGGGCAGAGGAGCUCUCAUCAAACUGUUGAAAAGGGCAGGAGCAGACCAAUUUCCAGAGGUGUUGAGACGGACAUUGCAUACCUGUAUGAAGUUCUGCCACAGCUGUCUCGAAUUUUUCGUAUUAUAGAUAAAAUUGGAGAAGGCACUUUCAGCACGGUGUAUUUGGCAGAGGCGCAGAUGACCGACGGUUCAAGAAGGAUGUUUGCAUUGAAACACCUGAUCCCCACCAGUCAUCCUGUGCGAAUAGCUGCUGAACUCCAGUGCCUGACUGUUGCUGGUGGAACAGAAAAUGUGAUUGGAGUCACGUACUGCUUCAGGAAAGAGCAUCACGUGGUCAUUGUCAUGCCAUACAUGGAGCAUCAAACAUUUGUGGAUAUUGUUGGCUCCUUGAGUUUUGAGGAUGUGAAGCAUUACAUCUUCCACCUGCUCAAAGCCUUGAGACACAUUCACAAGUUUGGCAUCAUCCAUCGAGACAUCAAACCAACCAAUUUCCUGUUCAAUCAACAAAGAAGAGAGUACGCUCUAGUGGACUUUGGCCUGGCGCAGGGCACUCCUGAUACGCAGAUAGAACUGCUGAAGGUGGUGAAAGCAAAAGCUCAUAAAGGUGGAGGGUUGUCUAAGAUGGUGGAGGAAUCACUUGGGAAACAGAAACUAGUGCCUUUACCACCCAACACCAGAAACUCUGCCAUCCUGUCUAGCACCAAAGCACCAGCUAAAAGACCCUGCCCACCCGCUCGCAUUAAACACAGCAAGGAACUGUUGGGACUUGAUAAGGCACCACGGUCUGUAUUUGGGGAGAAAAACAUAAACGGCACAAUCUCUCAUAAACCUGGCACUGACAAAGUUGAGGGAUUGCUUUCAAAAACUAAAAGAGAGGAGGUAAUUCCACGUAAGAUUGUUUCUUCAAAACACCGCUCAGUCCCCGUGAGAGCGCCAUUAAAUCAGAAACCCAAACCCCCUGCCGUCAGCCCGAUGCUCAUCUGCAACUGCUUCAUGACCGACCGCGUCUGCAACAUCUGCCUGUCCAGGAAACAGCAGGUGGCUCCGAGGGCUGGUACCCCAGGCUUUAGGGCUCCCGAGGUUCUGACCAAGUGCCCUAACCAGGGAACAGCUAUUGACAUGUGGUCAGCUGGAGUCAUAUUGCUGUCCCUGCUGAGCGGGAGGUAUCCGUUCUUCAAAGCCAGUGACGAUCUGAUCGCUCUUACUCAGAUCAUGACCAUUCGAGGAUCUAGGGAGACGAAGGAGGCUGCUAAGACGUUUGGUAAAUCCAUAGUGUGUAGUCGUGAACUUCCUCGCCUGGACCUGAGGAUCCUCUGUGAGACCCUGAGAGGUUUGCGAUCAUGGGAUGACACCUCACUUCCUGCUGAGUUUCAAACCUCACGUAACCCAGCAGAAGUCAAACAGGAUGCUGGGAGUCCAGCUAAGAAACGCAUGAGCUCAGGCUCACUCAGAAGCAUUGCAGAGCUGCAGGAGAUGGGCUGGGACAAAGCGCCUGAUGAUGUGUACGAUCUCCUGGAUAAACUGUUAGAUUUAAACCCAGCGACGAGGAUAACGGCCUCCAUGGCACUGCAGCAUCCACUCUUCAAAGAUAUGACUAAUUAAUUCUUGUGUAUCGCCCUAAUUUUGCAUUAUUCUGUAAAGGGCUACAUGAAUGCAUUUUCUAACUACAUGCUGUACAGUGAUUUAUUUAUUUGUUUAAUCAUAGUUUAACUUUUGAGAAUAAAAAGCCUAAUUGUU
Pimephales promelas (fathead minnow) is the source of this 2141-nucleotide messenger RNA. It is a transcript of the gene cdc7, whose product is annotated as cell division cycle 7 homolog (S. cerevisiae). Gene Ontology annotation, biological process: protein phosphorylation; mitotic DNA damage checkpoint signaling. NCBI's taxonomy places the organism in Eukaryota, Metazoa, Chordata, Actinopteri, Cypriniformes, Leuciscidae. Gene Ontology annotation, molecular function: protein serine/threonine kinase activity; ATP binding. Gene Ontology annotation, cellular component: nucleus. The record is from RefSeq and is a predicted model, not a curated record.